AUGAGUCUAUGCCAGUUCUGUGGUUUUGUGUACAUCUUUUUGACGUCAUUUUUCUAUGGGAGGGUAAGAGGCGGGAUUCUCUACGACAAUAACCCAAACUACCAUGCACUUUUUAUGACGUACGGAUUGGUAUUCUUUAAUGGAGAAGCCUUACUCGCUUAUCGUUUUCUCCGGAACGAUCCAAAAGCGCUUUCAAAGCUGAUUCACGGAACGUGUCAUUUGUUGGCUAUCGGAAUGUGGUCAGCAGCUUUGGCUCAAAUUGUUCACUUUAAAAAUGUGAACAAAUAUCAACACGUCUAUUCGUUCCACAGUUGGUUCGGUAUCGCGAUUAUGGCAGCUUAUAUAAUUCAGUUCCUAUUUGGGCUAUUUAAUUAUGGAUUGCCCGGGGUGCCACUCGAAAUCCGAGCCGCAUUAAUGCCAUACCAUCGAGCCGUCGGCAUGAUUUUGUUUAUUUGCUCGGUGGCACAGGCGCUCAUCGGAAAUAUUAGCUACUCGCCAAUGAACCCGGAGACGUGUAGCCAUUAUCUCGACUGUCCCUCCCACAUGGAGCUUAUUUUCAACUUUUCCCUGGUAUCUCUAAUUUUGUAUGCCAUCCUGGUGGUGGUGCUAGUUUCAAAGAAAUCGUGGGCCCGGGAGCAUACCCCAGAUGAGAUCAAGACUGAA
Messenger RNA from Mesorhabditis spiculigera, 663 nucleotides. The record is from the annotation of a GenBank genome assembly. NCBI's taxonomy places the organism in Eukaryota, Metazoa, Nematoda, Chromadorea, Rhabditida, Rhabditidae.